This is a messenger RNA of Durotheca rogersii, 846 nucleotides long. RefSeq lists its product as uncharacterized. The record is from RefSeq and is a predicted model, not a curated record. Bases 1 to 846 code for a protein of 281 amino acids. The transcript is spliced from 3 exons. Gene Ontology annotation, biological process: nucleotide metabolic process. Gene Ontology annotation, molecular function: ATP:ADP adenylyltransferase activity; ATP binding. Lineage: Eukaryota; Fungi; Ascomycota; Sordariomycetes; Xylariales; Xylariaceae.
AUGUCCGCCCUAGACCUUGAAUCGCGAUCCUUGGCGCAGUUCGAUAACUUGGUGGAGAGCGGAGAGCUACUGUGGGUAGAGACGCGGCCGAUUUACGUCCGGUCUGAGACCCUCAAUUUCCAGUUCCGGGUAGCCGGCAGCUUGAAGAGAAAGCCGCGCACCUCCCACCUCAGCACGGUCGAGAAUGCGUUCGCGGACGAAGACCCGCGCUUCUCGCUCGGCCUUUACGGCGGGAGACACAAGCUGAUCCUGAACAAGUACUGCGUCGUGCGUCCUCAGUUUGUUCUACAUACCGUCGACUUCGAGCCCCAGAGAGAUGCACUGAACGGCUUCGACCUCGGCGCCGCACGGACGGUGUUGUGCUCCCUGGAGAGCUCCUUCAUGGUCAUAUUCAACUGCGGCCACGAUAGCGGCGCGUCCGUGGGCCACAAGCAUCUGCAGAUCAUUCCGCGCCCGCCGCCAACGGAGCACGAGCUAUUUCCGGACCGUUACAUAUCGGGCCAAGCGGGAAAUGCACACCAGGUACCUGGCAUCCCAUUCGAUCACUCCGUCCACGCCAUCACCGCGGAUACCAGUGGAGAAAGUCUCCUGCAAAUAUAUAACGAUCUUCGUUCGUCCCUCAGGCUAGGGCCAGAAGCCCCACACAACGUGAUUCUGGUCCGAGAGUGGAUGAUGGUGAUCCCCCGAUCCAAGGCUGGGAACGGCAUGAUGUCCGCGAACGCAGCCGCCAUGCUCGGGAUGGUGUGGGUGAACUCCGAGGAGGAGUAUGAGGCUUGGGUCAAGCACGGGCCGUUGAACGCACUGCUGGAGUUUGGUGUUCCUCGUCGGGAACUCUGGCAUCGCUAG